AAAUAGACCGAGGAGUGGAUGGAAAUGGGAGAGGACAUCAGUAUUUGUGGUACAUACUUGGUGAAGACGGAGACAGCGGCUGUAGUGGUCCAGGGCUGUCAGUGGUGGAGGCGGCGUGUGGCUGACCUCAGCCCACCUCAGUUCACUAACCCCAACCUUACCUUCUACUUACAAAAAUAUUGUGAAAAGAAAGACGCUGGCCUUUAGAUACUUCAUAAAUAAUGUGUGCAAUAAAGGAGACCAAUGCCGAUUUUCACAUGACCCUGCUGUUGCACAGCCAUCUAUGUUCUGCCGGUAUUACUUGAAGGGAACCUGCGCCUAUGGGGAUAAGUGCAGGUAUGAACAUAGUGUGCCAGAGUAUGUUGGUAAAAUAUAUGCUCCUCAAAGUAAUGCUGCUCCUGCUCCUGCUCCCGCUUCUAAUCGGCCUGAUGGGCUCAACGCUAAUUAUAAUGUAAAAGUUCCUGGCGAACCACCGGUACCAUCUAGUCAGCCUAAUGCAUUAAGCACCAGACACACUCAAUAUCCGUGCUGGGGCGGCAAUCUUGAUCUCGGAUCUCGCUCAUUCACAGUUGGCUUUAAAUGCCGGUAUCCACUAGAAUUCUACAGUGAUAAUCAAGUAGUAAGUGUUCCAGUUGGAGGCAAUAAUAUACCUCAUCGAUUGCCACCCAUCAACCAGAACACAAUUAUACAUCAACCAGUCUCCAAUGGUAUAUCUAGUGCACGAGAAAUGAUCAAGCUUGUUGCUGUGAGCAUCACUCAGUUUGUAGCAAUGAUACUUGAUGCCCAUAGACUUCCACACAAUCUACCCACUUUUAACAACAGAAAAAAUAUGUCAAUAGAAGAUGCCCGAAGCAGUGCAAAAAAUCUGCAAGCUGUUGUGAUUAACUUUGGAUCCACUAUUUACAGAUGUAUGAACUGUGCAACACCAGACGUGUUGUUGGAGCUUGGUAACCUGCUGAUAAACUUCUGGGCGGACGCUAAGGAACCGUGUCCAAACUUAUCUUUCACUUCUGAUGAUCUAGCCCAGGUUGUCACAUCUCCAGAUGGCCGACACUUCCUUCAAAUAACUCUAGCUCAACUUGAGAAUUUAAUGGCUACAUUAAAAUCUUUAUUAAAUUAACUAUCUAUAGUUGUUUUUAAUCACUAACACCUUUUUUUCCUUUCCUGUUAUUGUAAUUUUAAAGUGCCAUCUUCUAAGGUAAUUUAUUGCUUAAAUAGGGAUAAACAGCUAAUAACCAAAAUGGAAACCUCUUUUUCUGAUGUAAUUGUGUAUUGCUAUUUUAUCAAUACUGCUAUAAUAAUUUAUUUUGUAUUUCCUAGCAGUGGAAAUUGAAUGACUGUGGUUAAAUUGUGUACAGGCACUAGCAGGCACUAGAAGUGUCGACGGAAGGUUCAAAGUUCUCUUACAUGUGUACAUGAAUGUAGGAAACCCCACACAAUUUUUUAGCAGCUAUAUCCUAUAAGUGUUUUAAAUAGUAUUAGCAUCACUGGAAGAGGAGUAUUGAUAUAAGCAGCUUAGGAAAUGUUAACUAUUGAUAUGUUAAAAUGACUUGCCGCUAGAAUUAUUGAUUUCAAAUAUAUUUUAUAUAUUUAUAUUUUUCUUGUAUGAUAAAUUUGUUGUGAAUGUCACAGCCGUUUUACUUUGUCACAUUCAGUGUGUUUAUGUUCCAACCACCAAGCCAGGUUCAGGAGUCACUGUCACAGAAGAAUAUCUCAUUACAAGAUCUUGUAUGAUCUUUUGACAUGUGGUAAGUGUUGCUCAAGAUGGCAUGACACACUCAAGCAGUAUCACAGUAUUAAUGAACUUGCUGGAGCUAAAUAAUUAUACUCGUGUUAUAUCUUGUUUUGCAUUUUGUUUCAUAAGGUUUCAAACGUGUUACUGAACAUCUUUGUUGACAGCUAUUAAAGGAAAGUUGUCCAUUCAGGAAAUAAUAUGACAUAAAUAUCAGUGAUAUUGUACUGAUGAGUCAUGAAUUAUACAUUUGUACAGAGCUUGUUACUAAAUUAUUGAUUAUUUCCCUAAAAGUAACUAUUUUGAAUGUUAUUUAUAGCUUAUGGUAAACAGUCAUGCUUAAUAUUCCCAUUCAUAUUACUGAGAGACAUUAACAACUGACAGUAACCAAGUGAAAAAUGUAAUUGCUAUAGAUUAUGCCACACACAUUAAUAAGCUGUUGCAGUAUUUUAUUGGAAACAAAUCAGUCUGAAAUAAUAGUACAUCAUAAAUUAUUAAACAGAAUCAGGAAAAUUUAAAAUCCUGGGGUAUGACAACUAAUUAUUUUUUUGUGUAAUAGUUUGUGAGAAUAUUUAUAUUUUCCCCCACUUAGAGGCAAUAAUGGCAUUAACAUGCAAACUGUAAUUCUGUAGAGAAUACUUUUGACACUGAUGAUAAUGAAUCUUGCUCAUAAUAUUAUAUAAGGUUUUCUUUGAUAAUUAUAUGUGAUAUUUCAACUGAUACACAUAUUAAUCAUUACUUGUAACUAGUUUAUUUGUUUUUUAUUCAUAGGCUUAUUUUUCUAAAACCUUUAUUUCUCUCUCUUGUGAAAAGGAUAAACUUCUGAAAAUUUGUAGGAUCUCUCGCUCUCUCGCGCGGUCUCUCUCUCUUGCUCGCUUUCUCUCUCUCUCUCUCUCACUCUCUCUCUCUCUCUCUCUCUCUCUCUCUCUCUCUCUCUCUCUCUCACUCUCU
Molecule: messenger RNA, 2683 nt
Organism: Procambarus clarkii (red swamp crayfish)
Lineage: Eukaryota; Metazoa; Arthropoda; Malacostraca; Decapoda; Cambaridae
Biological process (GO): protein polyubiquitination
Molecular function (GO): metal ion binding; ubiquitin protein ligase activity
Source: RefSeq, a predicted model, not a curated record